AUUCAGCAACACGCUCUGCAUUUUACUCACCUCGUUUUCGCCGUCUUCUUCUCUUAUUGAACUCUCGCUACUCUCUUUCUCGACGAUCAACUCCAUCUCUCUUUCAAUGGCAGCCGCUGCCGGUUCAUCAAUCUCCAUGCAGUCUCGUCCUAGACUGGCUGCAACCAGAAUCUCUAGCCUCAAAUCUUUUUCGUUUCCAAGCCAGAGAAGUUUCCUGUCUUUCAGAGUGCAGCCAGUUCCAGCAUCUCGCCUUCGGAUUUCUUGUGCUGCCAAACCAGAAACAGUAGAAAAGGUGUGUCAAAUAGUGAAGAAGCAGCUGGCAUUAGCCCCAGAAGCUGUUGUUACCGGCGAGUCAAAAUUUACAACACUAGGAGCAGAUUCUCUUGAUACAGUUGAGAUUGUGAUGGGACUGGAGGAGGAAUUCGAUAUCAGUGUGGAAGAGGAGAGUGCCCAGAGCAUCACAACCGUUCAGGAAGCUGCUGAUCUUAUUGAAAAACUUGUUGAGAAGAAGGACGCUUAGAAGAUCAGUCUAGGAAAUCCUUCAAUUCCUUUCCCCCUGGCGCCCCCCCCCCCCCCUCAACAUAAUUGCAGUUAUGCUUUGUGUUAGCCCGCCAUAUGAUUGUGCCAGGCAAUCUUGUUGUGAACUAUGUUUUUGUUGAUUUCAUCUAGAAAAACACUCUAAAAUUUCCUAAUUUAUGCAAUUAUGACGUGUAUUUUCUUUUUCUCUGU
Jatropha curcas is the source of this 729-nucleotide messenger RNA. NCBI's taxonomy places the organism in Eukaryota, Viridiplantae, Streptophyta, Magnoliopsida, Malpighiales, Euphorbiaceae. The record is from RefSeq and is a predicted model, not a curated record.